AUGCUCAACAGGAGGAACACGAAGCGCCUGCUCCGAUCCGUCAUUGUCAUAUACUUCAUCAUUUGGUUCUUUUUGACAGUGGGGAAAAAUGACAGGGACACCGCGGUAUUCACGGUUGGCCCCGAGUUUCAGGACGAAAGGAGCGUCAUUCACCACCAACCCAAGCAUGACGGUAAGAUGGACUACAUUGCAAAUCGCGACAUAUUGUCCUUAGUCAACACUUCAAACAACAGCAGUAACUUCAGCCAAGCUAACUCGACUCUGAGCAAAGAUAGACCUCUGUACAGCGACAAUAUUAUCAACCCACACCCUUUCCAUUUUACCUUAAUCAACCACAACGCCUGCAUGGACGCUAUGUAUAAGUGGGCGAUGCCCCUGCAAUUGUUGAUACUCGUUAAGUCCAGGCCGGAAGAUAUCUAUGACCGGCAGCAAAUACGGGAAACCUGGGGCGGGGCACAGAACAUCUCAAACCAACUGACCCUGACCAUGUUCCUGUUGGGCCAGACCCCAGAUGCAACAGCAACCGAUGAGGUUUUACGAGAAAGUCUCCGCUUCGAAGAUAUCAUUCAGGAGAACUUCAUAGACGCUUACACCAACCUGACAUAUAAAACCACUAUGGGUAUGAGGUGGGUGGCUACAUUUUGCCCGUUCGCUUCCUUCGUGGCCAGCGUAGACUCUGACAUCAUUCUCAAUCUUCACAAUCUCCUUCAGCGCCUUGCCGAUAAGCCACGGCACAGGUUCGCAGAGGGAAGCCUCAAGACAAACUGGACGCCAUACCGUGACGCCGAAGGGCAACACAAGAAGUGGUACACCCCGGUAGAGUUGUACCCGGAGCCCACCUACCCGCCCUUCUUUCCCGGUGGAUGCUACGUCAUGUCCGCAGAUGUCGCUGCCACGAUCUACCGUGAGUCGGUUCACGUGCGCUUCCUUCCGUGGGACGAUGUGUUCGUGGGUCUCGUUAUGCAACGAGCGGGCAUCACGCCUCGUGACGGGGACGGCUACCAGGUCUACGUCCCGCUAUCCCGCCAAACACUGAUCAGACAGGCCCUACAGAAAGGCAUCGCAGUCAUUGCCAAGCACAACUCCAAGGCCGUCGACAAGCGACUGAUCCUGAUAUACCAGAAAGCCGUGCAAAAGUACGUGUCGCGCCGAAAGGCGUCGCACCAUAAUUUAUCAGAAUAUCCAUAA
Messenger RNA from Patiria miniata (bat star), 1188 nucleotides. RefSeq names its product beta-1,3-galactosyltransferase 1-like. The transcript has a single exon. The coding region runs from base 1 to 1188 and encodes 395 amino acids. Gene Ontology annotation, molecular function: hexosyltransferase activity. NCBI's taxonomy places the organism in Eukaryota, Metazoa, Echinodermata, Asteroidea, Valvatida, Asterinidae. The record is from RefSeq and is a predicted model, not a curated record. Gene Ontology annotation, cellular component: membrane.